AUGGCUCCUCAAGUCCUGCAGAACGGCGGAUUCAUUCUGGGCUUGAUCGGUGCUGCGGCCCUGAUCGCAGCCACUACCAUGAACAACUGGAGUAUCAAGGACAGGCAGGGGGACGUGGUGACAUCCGUUUACACCUACAAAGGUCUGUGGCAGAACUGUGAGACCCAGUCCUCUGGAUUUACUGAGUGUCGCCCUCUCUAUGGCCUCUUGGGUUUCCCAGUUUCCUUCCAGGCCGUGCGAGCUCUGAUGAUAGUGGGUGUGGUGCUGAGUGUGCUCGGGGCGGUGAUAUCGGUUUUCUCCCUGACCUGCCUCACAGUGAACAGCAUGGAGGACACCACCAAGGCCAAGAUGAGCCUCACCGCUGGCAUCAUGUUCUUCAUCGCUGGAGUAUGUGGCAUUGCAGGAGCUUCUAUCUAUGCCAAUGAGAUCGUGACCAGUUUCAGGAUGGCUGCCUACAACAACUAUGGUGGAGGAUAUGGAGGAGGAGGAAUGAUGGAGGGAGGGAUGGGAAUGGGUGUGUUGACCAGAUACACAUUUGGCCCUGCCCUGUUUGUAGCCUGGAUCGGAGGGGGCGUCCUGAUUGUUGGUGGCAUCCUGAAGUCAGUGGCUUUCAAGGAAAUGGUGAAAGAUGAAAAACCACGUUACCCUGGGGUUGUUUACAAGCCUCAGUCCCACACCAAAACCGACCCCGGUGAUGAGCACUCAGAGGGCGGCAGGAAAGACAACAGAUAUGUGUAAUUUCAGCCGGAGCUAAAGCUUUGAUGAGUUG
Messenger RNA from Monopterus albus (swamp eel), 769 nucleotides. It is a transcript of the gene cldn18, whose product is annotated as claudin 18. The record is from RefSeq and is a predicted model, not a curated record. The transcript is spliced from 5 exons. Lineage: Eukaryota; Metazoa; Chordata; Actinopteri; Synbranchiformes; Synbranchidae. Gene Ontology annotation, cellular component: bicellular tight junction; membrane. Gene Ontology annotation, molecular function: structural molecule activity. The coding region runs from base 1 to 738 and encodes 245 amino acids.